Molecule: messenger RNA, 598 nt
Organism: Eptesicus fuscus (big brown bat)
Lineage: Eukaryota; Metazoa; Chordata; Mammalia; Chiroptera; Vespertilionidae
Gene: COXFA4L3
Product: chromosome 5 C15orf48 homolog
Exons: 5
Coding region: 137-391 (84 amino acids)
Source: RefSeq, a predicted model, not a curated record
GGGGCGCUCUCGCGCCGGGCGCCGAGCGGGGAAAGCGAGUCAGGUCCCGCACGUCCCCGACCGGACCCGUGACCAGAACGCCGCGGCCCGGCCCUUCCGGAGCGGUGGGGAUUUGGCAUUCUACACCGCGGUCAUCAUGAACCUUUUCCAACUCCUGAUGAAAAAGAAGGAACUCAUUCCUUUGGCGCUGAUCAUGACGGUGGCAGCGAGUGGAGCGUCAUCUUUUGCUGUGUAUUCCCUUAAUAAAAAAUCCGAUGUGAUCAUUGAUCGAAAAGGAAAUCCAGAACCUUGGGAAACUGUGGAUCCCAGUGUGCCUGGAAAGCUUAUAACGAUCAACCAACAAUGGAAACCCAUUGAAGAGUUGCAGAAGGUCCGAAGGGCAACCAGAUGACCAGGCCUGGCCUCUUUCUGCCAUAGAGGCUCUGUGAAUCUAGCGGAAACACUUCUGCACAAACGAGAUUGUGAGUCCAGUGUGCAGAAAUGCUUCUGCUCCGUUUCCAGGGCUUGCCUACAUUUUUGGGCUCUGAAUAAGGAAUUAUAAAGUUGGUGCAGCAAUAACCACAGUCUAAAAAAAUAAAUUUCUUGUUGUUAAUUUGAA